Molecule: messenger RNA, 2667 nt
Organism: Trichoderma citrinoviride
Lineage: Eukaryota; Fungi; Ascomycota; Sordariomycetes; Hypocreales; Hypocreaceae
Exons: 3
Coding region: 345-2369 (674 amino acids)
Biological process (GO): endocytosis; intra-Golgi vesicle-mediated transport; endoplasmic reticulum to Golgi vesicle-mediated transport
Cellular component (GO): Golgi apparatus
Molecular function (GO): GTPase activator activity; protein binding
Source: RefSeq, a predicted model, not a curated record
UGGUCUGCUUGGGUUGUUCGUUGCUUUUUCCUCGCGUCUUGCUGGUCCUCCUCCGCCGUCUGCGAGCUGCCAUCUCCUCGGUUUCGUCUCUCUGCCGCACGGCCCUUCGCCCGUGUCCAUCGCCAUGACCCUGGUCUGAUACCAAGACCUCAUCUUACACACAGCCCAGGCGUUGAAAAUCGAAUAGGCCCGGUUGGGUCUCCAAUUGCUUGGAUAAUACUUGUGCCUACAUAUCGGCGAGCACCCCGGUCGUGCCAGCACCUGGACCUGCACGCGCGCAUUUGCUCCCUCUCACCUCGCCUUGGUCGACAAGCAACGCAUCGCCCGAGAGCCACGACAGCGUCAUGUCGGGCACCCUGAGCAAGCGCCAGCAGGCGCGUAACGAGUCGAUUUUGCAGGAGCUGGUACAUUCCGUGCCAGGCAAUGACCAGUGCGCCGACUGUCACGCGCGAAACCCAGUCUUCCUGUGCAUGCGCUGCGCCGCGAUACAUCGAAAGCUCGGCACACACAUAUCCAAGGUCAAGUCGCUGAGUAUGGAUGCGUGGACGAACGAACAAGUCGACAACAUGCGAAAGGUCGGCAACGCUGCUUCCAACAAGAUAUACAACCCGGAGAACAAGAAACCAUCGAUCCCCAUCGACGUGGAUGAGGCAGACUCGGCAAUGGAGAGAUUUAUCAGGCAAAAAUACAUCAACAAUGUCCCUGGCCAGGCUGGGAAGCUCAAGAGACCGCAGCUAGAUGAAGGCACCCCGCCACCACUCCCGCCCAAGAACUCCAAGUUCGGUUUCCGGUCGGCAUCGUCGAUAUUCCCAUUAUCAUCGCGGGCGAAGAGGGAGGCCAAAGCAGCCGCUGCGCAGGAGCAUGCCAACUCCAAUUCCUCGUCAAACCAGGCAGACCAGACGAACCACGCGAACAAGCAGUCCAAGGUAUUUGGGGCCACCGUGGACUACGGCCAGGACGACACAGACAAGAAGCUUGCGAGACUACGAGACAUGGGCUUCCAGGACGACCAACGAAAUACAGCUAUUCUGAAGGGAGUCAAUGGCAAUCUAGAGCGCGCUGUGGAGGCGCUCGUUCGUCUCGGCGAAGGCGACCGAUCGCCAGGACCGGCGCCGCCAACAGCCGAGCGGACGUUACGCACCUCGAGGUCGCUGACGCCGGUAGGUUCCAAUGCCGGGGGGCUCAACCUAGGUCUGAGCAUGCCGCAGAAGGAAUCGGCUCCCGGACGCCCAACCACGGCAUUGGCGGCGUCUACGAACCCCUUUGACAUGUUCCCGCCUGCCCAACCCCAGACGGCUCAGUCCACCGGAACGCUUCAGAGCACCAAUCCAUUCAUGAACUCGACGAACCCCUAUGGGAAUCCAGCUCACCAGGCCAGUCUUGUCACACAGGCAUUCCAGAACAUGAACCUGUCCCCGGCAGCUCAACCUCUGUUCCCCCAUCAUACCGGAGGAAUCGUUACGUCGCCCCAUCAGUUUUCCAUGUACCAUCAGUCGCAGGCCGCUCCGCCAAUUCCUCAACAAUACCAGGGCUUGAGCUUCCAGAACAGCAUGACGUACCCUCAACCCGCCACACAGCCUCUGGCACCUCAGCAGACGGGGUACAAUCCGUUCUUGACGCAGGCUCCGUCUACGUCUCCGUUUCAGCAGCAGGCACCGCAGCAAAGCCUGUCCCUUAACACCAACCAGCCCGCGACAUAUGCGAACAAUCCCUUCACCCGGUCGCCGACAAGGAUAUCGUCGCCUUCUCUCACCCAGAUUCCCGAACAGUCUCAGCCUACGAUGUUCCAGGCCCCGACGCCGCUUCAACCUCACCUGACCGGAACGAAUCCCUUUUUGAACAAUGGCGUGCAGUACCCCCAGCAGCAGCAACCGCAAUUCUAUGGGCAACAGCUGCAGCAGCCGCAGCCGCAGCAACAACAACAACAACAACAACAGCAGCAGCAACCGCAGCAGCAGCAGUUUUACCAGCCCCAGCAACAGCACCAACAGCAACAGUUCUACCAGCCUCAACGUCAGGAUAAGGCGUCUAUCCUCGCGCUCUACGGCCAGCCGCAACCAGCCCGCCCCGCGGCCUCCGACCCCAACUUGCACGGACAAACGCCGACCAUCCCGGAGGACAGACCCAUGCCGAUGCAGACCAUGCAGCCUGUGGCGGCUCCGGCGCAGUCACCUCUGAGCCCAUCACAGCCAGCUGCCGGAACCAACAACCCGUUCGUCAAGAGCGGGCCUGUGGCAGUGUCUCCAGAUCCCUUUGCGACGGAUCGUAAGAUCAGCCGAGAGAGCAUGAAUCUGGGUAUGGACAUGGCCUGGACGAACGGGCGGCAUAGCCCAGACGCCUUUGCAAGCCUCAGUGCGAGACACGGCUGAGCAGAUUGGAGGAGUUUAGGGGUGUGCUUUGUUGUGGGUGGUCUUUCUGGUCGAUUAUCUUGGUUCUUGAUUCCUCUUCACUUUUCAUAAUGUAUUCGUUUUAUGUUCAUUCAGGGCGCAUAUGCCAAAGCAAAGGGCUUUGGCACAUUUGUUUAUUAUAUAUGCCUUGCAAUGACCGGGCCUCGGAGGGUUUACUAAAAUCUAUACCUGAAUGUUUGGGUAGCGAGCUGGAAACAGGGCCCAUCUCCCUAGGAUGUAAGUAGCGGUUAUAGCAUACAUGAAGAUGCGCAAUGCAGAC